Syngnathus typhle (broad-nosed pipefish) is the source of this 861-nucleotide messenger RNA. RefSeq names its product homeobox protein ANF-1-like. The transcript has 4 exons. Gene Ontology annotation, biological process: pituitary gland development; forebrain development; regulation of transcription by RNA polymerase II. Lineage: Eukaryota; Metazoa; Chordata; Actinopteri; Syngnathiformes; Syngnathidae. Gene Ontology annotation, cellular component: nucleus. Gene Ontology annotation, molecular function: DNA-binding transcription repressor activity, RNA polymerase II-specific; RNA polymerase II cis-regulatory region sequence-specific DNA binding. The coding region runs from base 354 to 770 and encodes 138 amino acids. The record is from RefSeq and is a predicted model, not a curated record.
UAAAUGCGUUGUCUUUCACACACCCUUGCCGGAUUAGCCGGAACCCCGGGGAAUCUUAUUCACAUGGAAACAAACAUGUCUUCAUUGUUAUUGGUCAUCAGCCAGUCUCAAUAAAUCCUUCCCCUUCCAUUUCAGCGUGAGGCAUGUCAUCAGCGCUUCUUCACACGUUCCUCACACAUCCUCAAGUCGCCAAGAGCUUUACAUGGGGAGAGCAUUGCAUAUUUUGGAAAACAUGUACAAUGAACUCAAAAUAGUAUUGAUUUUAUAGCGUUACCAAUCGGUAAAAAUCGACUCUGAAAAAGUUUUCAAUCGAGCGCAUUUUAGGUUUAGUGGGCAAACGAGCAGGAAGAGGCAUGAAACUCCACAGACCUUGGGACCAGACAGCAGAGGCAGAGUCAGACGAGAAGAACAAGGAUCACCAUCAUGAACACGGUCACCAUCCUCCCUGCUUGAGCAUUCAGAGUUUGACGUCCAGCUGGUACGUCGGACGCCGACCUCGGACUGCCUACACCAGCAGCCAAGUGAAUGUUCUGGAAGCAGUGUUUCAGGUCAACUCUUAUCCAGGCAUCCACCUGAGGGAACAUUUGGCCAGGAGCUUGGAUUUGGAUGAGGACCGCAUACAGAUAUGGUUUCAGAACCGACGGGCCAAAUUAAGACGAUCCCUCAGAGAAAGCCGACUAAGAAUGGUUCAAUCGGCCGUGGCUCAUCUUGGGAUGAAAGUCAUUGAUCAGCUGAGGAGAGAUGAUCUCAAGGUUGAAGUUGAGGAAUGACAUUUCUCCAUUAAUCCAUUCAUAUACAAACCACCAUUUAACUCAUAAUUAGUAAUAAUACAUACCUGUCAUGUUUUCUAACUGUUGUGUG